GGGAAUCCGAAUAUGAGUUUGAUAUUUGUGGUAGUCAUACUUAUCUGAAACGGGUCCUUUUCUUCUUUCUCUCCGAACUUCUUUCGAGAAAGAGAGAGACCAGUGCUUAGUGAGAGGAAAAGCCAGCGGCCAUGUCGGACGAGGAGCACCAAUUCGAGGCGAAGGGAGAUGCAGGGGCAUCCAAGACCUACCCGCAGCAAGCUGGAACCAUCCGCAAGAAUGGCUAUAUAGUCAUUAAAAACCGUCCUUGCAAGGUUGUUGAGGUCUCCACCUCAAAAACUGGCAAGCAUGGGCACGCCAAAUGCCAUUUCGUGGGAAUUGAUAUUUUCAAUGGGAAGAAGCUCGAAGAUAUUGUUCCUUCAUCUCACAAUUGUGAUGUGCCACAUGUUAAUCGUGUUGACUAUCAGCUUAUUGACAUCUCUGAAGAUGGUUUUGUCUCUCUUCUCACAGAAAGUGGAAGUACCAAAGAUGACCUGAAGCUUCCCACGGAUGAUGGUCUGUUAAAGCAGAUCCAAGAUGGAUUUAAAGAAGGGAAGGAUCUUAUAGUGUCAGUCAUGGCUGCAAUGGGAGAAGAGCAGAUUAACACAGUGAAGGAUAUCGGUGGUGGUGGUCCUAAAUAGUGAAAAGCCAGCCAGCCUUUUAUACAUUUAAUAUAUCUAUAAUUAAGGGAACUUGGCAGUUCACCUGAAUUGUUUGUUAUUUCCAAGUUUAGUGAUGAGUCAAGACAGCUCAGAUGAACCAUGUUUUUGUGUAUUGAAAAUUUGAAACCCUUGCAAAAGGUUCCUUCUGGUGAUCCUUGUGCGAAGGUUCUGCUCCUGCGCCACCAGAUUAAAGUUACUUUUUUUCGUAAUUUUAAAAAGAUAAUUAUGUGCUUAAUUGCUAACCUUCUUAUAGCUUGUGGGAACAAUUCCUUUGCCAUUGAAUAAAAUCACUUAUCCCCUUUGGCAUUUC
Messenger RNA from Cuscuta epithymum, 951 nucleotides. Lineage: Eukaryota; Viridiplantae; Streptophyta; Magnoliopsida; Solanales; Convolvulaceae. The record is from the annotation of a GenBank genome assembly.